AGUCUUAGCUGAGCGGCUCGCUGCAACGAACGUGUUUUCCUGCCUGCAGUGAAACGAAAAAACGAAUUACCAAUUAAGUGACAAAUCGAAAUCAAGUGAACAUGCGUUUCAAACUGUUUGUGGUUUGUGCGCUGGCCUGCGGGUUUAUGGCCUUUGUCCUGGCUAACGAGAAUAUAUCGACGGAGGAGUUCGAGGAUCAAAUAAUCAAUGCAGUUCCGGAGCCGGUCAAGGUGACUAAGCCCAAAGCUCAGGCGGAAUUCGUUGAGGUUCCAAAGGCCACGCCCGCUCCCAAAAAAGCGGAAGCGGACAACCCGAAAACCAAACCACUGGCCCUGCAGAAGCCCACUCUGAUUCCCGUGGUGCAUGUCAGCAGUCGGGGAACAGAUGAUAUCCUCACCGUCGCGGGACUGAAGCCCGAGAAAAUGUUCGGAGCCCUCAUCAUGCCAAAUGACUAUUUGGGGGAGCUGUACGACGUGGACAACAGCGGCUACAAUUGGGAUCCCAAUAACAAUGUCGCCCCGCCGACCACAUACUCCACGGCAGCCGGAGGAUACACCAUAACCGCCGCCCGUCUUGCGGAGCUCAGGAGCAACUUUAUGUACUGGUACUUCGACAAGGACAUGUACGGAGGACGUGGCGACUACCAGUUCGACAUCCAUGCCUCCAUGACGCAGCUGCACAAGAAUCUGAACUUCCAGCUGCCCUUCUACGGCUUCCGAUUCAACUACACCAGGCUUUCCCUCAACGGCUACUUGGAGUUCUCGGAUCCGCCAGAGUACCUAACUUACCCCCUGGUCUUUCCGAUCAAGGACUGGCCCGCCAAACGCGAUCCCUCCUUCAUGGGCAUCUUCUUCAGCAAGUGCCGUGUAGGACGAAUUUAUCCAUCGGAUAUUGACCAGCGGACGCCCGGUGUUUACUUCCGAGUGGAACGUGAUCUGAUGGGACGUACGGACCGAUUCGGCGUGGAGGUGCGGGAACGCACCAUGUGGGACAUCCGUCAGGGAGUCGUGGGCGCCGAUACCUUCAUCCCCAAGCACGUGGUGAUCGCCACCUGGAAGAACGUCUCCUUCGCCGGUGGCAUCGACAACUCCCUCUACACGACAAACACCUUCCAAAUGGUCCUGGCCACUGACGAGGUCUACACCUAUAUUAUUUUCAACUAUGCCGUUCUGAACUGGCUUUCUCAUACUGAGGCCGGAGGUGAUACGACGAAGGGCGAGGGUGGUGUUCCUGCAUAUGUCGGAUUCAAUGCCGGUAAUGGAACCCAGGCGUACGAGUACAAUCCCUACAGUCAGAACAUGGUGAUUCGCGACCUGGCCAACAGAGGUUGGGCCAACGGAUUCCCGGGUCGCCACAUUUUCCGCGUGGACGAGCAGAUUCUAAUUGGCUCCUGCAACAAGGAUAUCGAUGCUGCUCUGCUACCUCUUACCUUUGCCCCCGAGUCUGGUAAUAUGCUGGGUGGUCAAGUCGUCAAUAUCACUGGACCCUGCUUUGAUCCGGCCAUCAGGGUGACGUGCCACUUCGAUACGGAGUCCGUGCUGGGAACCUAUGUGGAUCGGAACCGCGUAAUCUGUGUGCAGCCCUACCUGAAGGCCGAGGGCUAUAUCCGAUUCCAGAUCUCCGUGGGAACCCAGAGGUUCAAGUGGCGCGGAAAGUACUUCGUGGAGACCCCGGCUGCCGCCACCGAGAAGAUCUUCUUCACCACCGAUGAUGUGCACAAGAAGAACCCCGCCGAGAUCCGCAUCACCUGGAACCAGUACAAUUUGACCUCGAACGCCAAUGCCAACGUGAUGAUCUCGCUGUGGGGCUACCGGGAGACCAAGAUCGAGCCGCAACUGGAGUACAUCGAUGUGAUCGAGGCCUCCUACUCGAAUAGCGGCAGCUACGUUAUCACGCCCUCGAACUACAUCAACCGCAACAACAUCAACCGGGACAUGCAGUUCGGAUUCCUCCAGAUCAAUCUCACUCAGCCCGAUCAAUACUCAGGAUUGGCCAUCAGUCCGGUUCUCUGGUCCCGGCCGAUUCCUCUGGCCUGGUAUAUGGCGCCCCAGUGGGAGCGGCAGCAUGGAAAGCGAUGGGCGCGGGCUCUCUGCGAUAAUUGGAUUCGCGCCGACCGAUUCCUCAGGAACUUUGCGGCCGACCUGCCACUUUGCCCCUGCACCUUGGACCAGGCUGUCCUGGACAAAGGACGCUUCCGCCCUGACCGCGAGUGCGACAAGGACUCGAACCCUAGCUGCCUGCGUCAUCGCGGGGCCAUCCACUGCGUGGUCAGUGGAACGCCAGUUGCCCAAGGAGCUGAACAGCAGUGCUGCUACGAUCGUUAUGGCUUCCUGAUGCUGACCUACGACCAAAUGUGGGGCUCUCGUCCCCGUCGCGUCCACAACCUGGGCAAGAUGCCCUGGAACGAGGCCAGCAAGGUGCCCUCGCUGUCCAUGUGGUUCCACGACAUGCGCCCCUUCUACUCCUGCUGCUACUGGCAGGAGGAGCAGGCGGUGGGCUGCGAAACCUACCGCUUCGAGCGUCGUCCCUCGCAGGAUUGUGUGGCCUAUCAGGCGCCUGGAAUCGCAGGUGUUUUCGGCGAUCCCCACUUUGUGACCUUUGAUGGCACGGCUUACACAUUCAACGGACUGGGAGAAUUCGUCCUGGCACGCAGCGUGGAUGAGAGUAAUAAGUUUGAGGUCCAAGGACGAUUCGAGCAGCUGCCAGUUAAUUAUUAUGGCGAGGUGAAGGCCACCCAGUUGACAGCGGUGGCCAUGCGGGGAAACACCACCACGACGAUUGAGGUCCGUCUGCGCCCUCUGCACGCCAGAUGGCGCUAUCGCCUGGAUGUCCUGGCCGAUGGACGAAGGGUUUACUUCGAUCGUGAGAGUCUGAAGUUCCAGCACUUCGACGGUGUUACCGUGUAUACCCCGACUUACCUGCUCAAUCAGUCGCAGGUGGUGGUGCAAUUCGAUGCUGGUAUCGGAGUGGAGGUGGUAGAGAACGAAGGAUACAUGACCGGUCGCGUCUUCCUGCCAUGGAAGUUUAUAAACAAAACCGCGGGACUCUUUGGCAACUGGAGUUUUAAUAAACUAGACGACUUUAUGCUGCCCAAUGGACAAGUGGCCCAACUCAAUCUUAACGAUCUGCGCAGCAUUCAUACCAACUUUGGAAUCAAAUGGAUGCUCACGGAUCGCGAGGUUCCUGGAGUGGGAGCCGCUCUAUUUAAACGAGAAUUUGGACGAAUGUCUGGUUACUAUGCGAAUGCCACCUUCCAGCCGAAUUAUGUCCUAGAUCCUGCGGACUUCCUGCCAGCGAAUCGCUCUUACGAUCUUGAAAGAGCUGAAGAACUUUGUGGAGAGUGUAUGCAGUGCCAGUACGAUUACGCAAUGACUUUGAAUAGAGACUUGGCACACUUUACCAAAAAUUACUACGAUACUAUAGUCAAUAUGCAGGCGGAAAAUGCAGUGCGUGUGGUAUCCUGUGGAGUUCUGCAGACUCCUCGUUUUGGUCGAAAGCUGAGCUUUGACUUUAUGCCUGGUGCGAAAGUAUCCUUUGAGUGUAACGAGGGCUUUAUCCUGAUUGGAGAUCAACGUCGUGAGUGCUUGUCGAACGGUCUGUGGAACAUUCCGGAAUACGGAUAUACCGAAUGUCUACGUGAGGUGUACUACACGCGUCGCGUCGCUUUCAUAGCAAUUGGCAUUAUCUUCCUGGUGAUCUGCCCACUGAUGCUGUGCAUCGUGUGUGGAGUAUAUCGCUAUCGCCAGAAGCAGCUCAAGGAGGAUCCGCAGUGGCAGAUGCCCAUGCUGCCCCGUUCGAGGGCUAGUUCGGCUCGUAAUUUAAGGACACUUAACUACGACGACGACAGCGAUACGGAUGCCAGCACAUUGAAGAAAAGUAGGUCCUACGACAAAGUAUAUCGCACGAACGAACCAUUACCGGGCAAACCGCAAAUUGAUUUUCCAGCUAAGAAAUGGGAUCUGGAUGAGAACGACGAGGAUGUGACCUCAUCGGAAGGUGAGAAGCCGAAACAGCUGGGUCGCCGCUCCUUGCACUCCGCCUCCGGAACGGAGUUGGAUCAGCAUGGCUCCCCGGUGGACGGGGAUCAUCCAGACGAGGACGAUGACUUCGACGAGGCGGAUGUCCACACGGGCACCACUCAUCCAGUCGGAUACCACCAGCCCCUGUCGCCGGAGGAGGCGGAUCAGCUGCAUCGCCAGCAGUACAGCCCCACCUUCAGUGGCCUGGACAGUCGCACCAGUGGCGCCAGUUCCAUAAACUACACCCCACAGGCGGCGACGCAGAACCGCUUCGGAGGAGUGCCGGUGCUGCCUAGCAACACCCAGUACUACAGUAGACCCCCGUCGAGCGUGAACACCGUGCCGCUCCGUACUGCGCCCACGCCCCUGACGCAGGACACUGGUCUGCCUUCGCCUCCCCUGGCCACCUCGCCCACUCCCUCGGUGCAGAAGUCCACGGAGGUCUGAGGAUCGGCACUCAACCCGAUCCUUAAGCUGCAAAGUUCAAAUAAGAGCCACCCAAUAAUAACUAAUCUUAAGUACCUUUCAUUGCCGCCGACAUGAAAACGCCCACCUGACCAUCAGUUUUCUUUAACUUUACUUAUUGUUACACCGCUGUUUUCUACCCACGGCCAUGACCACAUCCAAUAACACACACCCAAUAAGCAUUUAUUAAUAGUCCGAAUCCGUGAACCGAAUCCUUGUACAUUAAGCAUAAUCAGAACGGCAAAUUCAUUACGUAUUACUUUGGCCCAGGUAAACAAUCAUCAUUUUAUAUUGAAUAAAACCAAAAACACUUGUUUAU
Messenger RNA from Drosophila melanogaster (fruit fly), 4803 nucleotides. RefSeq names its product mesh (gene mesh). Bases 102 to 4466 code for a protein of 1454 amino acids. The record is from RefSeq and is marked reviewed. Gene Ontology annotation, cellular component: membrane; apicolateral plasma membrane; septate junction. NCBI's taxonomy places the organism in Eukaryota, Metazoa, Arthropoda, Insecta, Diptera, Drosophilidae. The transcript is spliced from 15 exons. Gene Ontology annotation, biological process: cell-matrix adhesion.